GUUUGUCUGUCUGCGCACCGGUGAUGAAAUCUCGGGGUCUGCUGCUGGCUCGGUACAAACGGAGGAAAUCUGUCAAGACUUCCCGCUCAUGAGGACUCCGGUAACCGCAGAGGACGCACGGAGCAGGACCGAAAGGGAGCAGCGCCGGGGCUCUGGAGUCAGGUGCUGCUGGAUGAGAGUCUGACUAGGCAUUUUCUCCCCGGUGACAGAGACAGUAUCUCAGCGGCGCAUCUUCCCACAUCCUCCUCCCCUCCCUUCUCUCCUCCUCUGCUGCCCUCCAAGGCUGCAGCCCACCGACCAUGGCCCUGGUGACUCUGCAGCGCUCUCCCACCCCCAGUGCAGCAUCCUCGGCCAGCACGACCAACAGCAGUGCGGGGGAGGAUUUUGGAAGUGACGAUGAGCGGAAAAAUAAUCAGAGCCUCAGUGAGAGCUUCUUCAUGGUCAAAGGAGCCGCCCUCUUCCUCCAGCAGGGUGGCAGUGCACAAGGACCAAAGACCCCGACCCACCACAAACAUGCAGGUGAUUUACCUCAACACCUGCAGGUCAUGUUUAAGAUCCUCCGGUCUGAAGAUCGCAUUAAGCUGGCGGUACGGUUAGAGAGCGGAUGGUCAGAACGGGUGCGCUAUAUGAUCGUUAUCUACACCAACGGCCAUCAAGAUACAGAGGAAAAUAUUGUCCUAGGAAUGGACUUCACAGACAAGGACUGUAAAGAUUGCUCUAUUGGGAUGGUGCUACCACUGUGGAGUGAUACCAACAUACAUUUAGACGGAGAUGGAGGCUUCAGUGUGAACACAGCAGGACGGUCGCAUGUCUUCAAGCCUGUAUCUGUGCAGGCCAUGUGGUCUGCCCUGCAGGUCCUCCACAAGGCAUGCGAGGUGUCACGCCGGUUCAACUACUUCCCAGGGGGCAUUGCUCUCACGUGGAUGGCCUUCUAUGAGAGCUGCAUCACCUCAGAGCAGAGCUGCAUCAAUGAGUGGAACACUAUGACCAACCUGGAGACCACCCGGCCUGACUCACCCACUAUGUUUGUCGACAGGCCAACAGAACGAGAGAGAACAGAGUGUCUCAUCAGAGCCAAGCUACGCAACAUCAUGACGUUUCAAGACCUGGAGAACAUCACCUCGAAAGAGAUCCGUAACGAGCUGGAGCAGAAUAUGAGCUGUAACCUCAAAGAGUACAAAGAGUUCAUAGACAACGAGAUGCUUCUGAUCCUGGGUCAGAUGGACAAGGCCACACUUAUCUUUGACCACGUGUACUUGGGCUCUGAGUGGAACGCUUCCAACCUGGAAGAACUACGUGACUGCGGAGUGGGUUACAUCCUGAAUGUUACCAGAGAGAUUGACAACUUCUUCCCAGGGAUGUUCUCCUAUCACAAUAUCCGCGUGUACGAUGAGGAGGCCACCGACCUGCUGGCCCACUGGAACGACACCUACAACUUCAUUGUCAAAGCCAAGAAGAACAGUUCCAAGUGCCUGGUGCACUGUAAGAUGGGGGUGAGCCGGUCUGCCUCUACAGUUAUUGCCUAUGCAAUGAAGGAGUAUGGCUGGUCUCUGGAGAAAGCCUACAACUUUGUCAAGCAGAAACGGAGUAUAGCUCAGCCAAACGCUGCUUUCAUGAGACAGCUGACAGAAUACGAGGGGAUCCUGGAUGCAAGUAAACAUCGCCACAACAAGCUAUGGAGGCCUGAGGCAGAUGAGGAGGGAUCAGACGAUUUGCAAGCCUCUGGCCACAGUACUGGUGGGGAGGAGACACCAGUGCUCAGAGAGGAGGAGGCCUGGGGAGGCUGCGGGGCGUCUCCCUGCAGGGGUAUGGGUCUAGAGAUGGAGCCCCUUGACUCUCUUAACUAUAAUUAUUACUUCAGACGUUUGUCAGACUCUGCACUAGACAGCGAGCCCUCCACCCCAGUAAGGGGUCCCCCUCUGCUGGGUAUGGAAAGGGUUUUCAUUGAGAUUGAAGACGUGGAGAGGGAUGCCCUACUGGAGGACGAGGGUUUCCCCAUGGCCCAUUUAGCCCUGCCUGGCGAGGGCACGGCAGCUCAGACGUGUGGGCGCCUUGACCCCCUGGAGGACAUGAGACUGAGGCUCGAGUUCAGCACUUUGGAGGAAGAGGAUGAGGAGGAGGCCAAGAAAGAGGAAGCUGAGAUGGCGGCGCUGGCUCAAACACCUGGAAAUUCAGAUGGGAAGAAGGCCGGGGAGGAAGGCGAGAGGACGGAGGAAAGCCGGUUAGGCCUAGCCAACCUGAACACCAACAACAGCAACCGCUUAGCUGCCAAGCGCAGCUGCCCUGCAGCUUUUGACGACAGUGCUAGCACAGGAAACCCUUUAAAAGUGAAGCCUUCCUAUCAGUCCUGUAAAGACUGCCUGCGUCUACCACAAGGGCGGCGCUGUGACCGUCCAGCAGGAGGCCGUUCUCACCGCCUCAACCCUUCCCGCCACUGCACUGUCCCCACCAUAUGCAUAGAUCCGCCCGGGACAAAUUUUGCCACUACGGCAGUUCUGCAAUCGCUGCAGGCCCCUGCAGUUGUCCCUCUUAACUUGGUCCAGCCCUGUAGUCCUCUGUACCGCUGCGCCACAUGCGGCCCUGGUGUCCCAGCUGUCCCACUAACCACCCGCCAGAAACUGGUCUCACCCAUGAGCUGUGAGGAGACACCUACUGACCGCAGCUCAGUGGAGACGGAGGACAUGGACGAACCACAGGGGGACGACGUUGGAGAACAUAUAUCACGGGAGGGGGCAGGGGCCAUCGCUGCAGCCACUGCUGAAGGUUUAAAAUUACAACCCGGUGGAGCAGUGGAGCUCCAGCUGCAAAUGCCAGGACUGGGGAUAGAAUUUGGUCUGGAACUAAUGCGACAGAGGGCAGAGCGGCUUGAGAAGCUGCCAAGUUUGGCCAUGGAGGGCCAGCUCCCUGUUGGGCCCCUGCCUUAGUACAGUGGCCCUAGCAUGGAUGAGAUGGAGGAGGAGGCUUACCACUGCCUCCACCAGGUACACUAUGAUGGCUGUGGGCCUUUAGAUGACUGUGGUGUCCUACCAGAAACGAAGCUCUGCUUUGACCUGUACUGUCAUGUCCUGGCCUCAUAGCUGCACUGUAACAAGCUGCAACAGCAGCUCUCGUCCUAUCAUCGUCUACUGGCAUUAAGAUCCAGAUGAGGCUGUUUUGACCACAUGCUAAAGGCUUGAAUGCUUCUGACCAGAUAAGGACUGAAGACUGUCCAGUGUCCCCCCCACUUGUCCCUCAGACCUGUCGGUCGGGUCUCUUCUGAGCCUGCCAGCCACACACCACAUACUGGAUCACUGCUCUUCCCCACAGCUCGGUGGCGAUGAGUGUUAUGCUGACAUUUUACCCGCAACAGACAGGUUUGGCAUAUUCCUAAGACAGGAGACGGUGGUGGUUUCUAACUUUUGAGAAAGCUAUAGCUAGCUCUUUGAUAUUGAUGGAAAGAAAAAAUAAACCCGCUUCUGUCAGUGUACUGUAUGUUUCUCAAUCCAACUCAUCAACAGUAUUCAUGAAGGAGCUCAAUGAAUGUUUGCAGUUGAGCCUGUUUGAUUGCAUUCAGUAUCUCCUCAUGUUACCGCUGAUGACUGAAUCCUCACUCAUACCUUCACUUAUAUUUUCCCUGCUGCAGCUGCUUUUGCAUCGCCAGAGGGCAUUUCACGUGAAAGCAUAAUAAUUUUUUAAAAGGAUGUGAGCAUAUGUGAGCCUUUUUAUGCCUCUUUGUAAAGCAUCGUACCUCAGACCACAAGCAUCUCGGGACUGUUUUGGUCAAAGACUGUUUUGUUGUCUGCUCAGUGGCUGGUUCACCCCGACCUCCUCCAUUAAUGCAAUCAUGUACUUAAAGCGCUCACUUUAACCCACGCAUGACUUUGCAGUAUUAGGCAACAUAUCCUCCACAUGCUUAAACAGAAAACAUUCUACAUGAGUUUUGAAAAACUGAAAAAGCUUUCAAAUUUGUCAGUUUAAGUGACAACAAAAGACAAAAUCGUUCAUCAGGUGGAUGAUAAAUUGAUUGAAUUGAACGUAACCCCUCGUCUCUUACUUAAAAGAAUGACAAAGAAAAGAAAAAAAAACACUUUCAGUUGCUGGAAGACAUUACAUUCGUUCAUUAAGAUGUUAAGGAAUAUUCAUAAGCCUAAAUGUAAAUUUAUUUUUGAUUCCUGAUGUAACCAAAGCCAUAUCAUGUUGCCAGGGCCAGUUAAUCACCUUCAUGAUUUUAGACGGCAAAGAAGCUCAGAACAGUUCCCUUUGAUAUACUGUACAUACUUUACUAUACUGAUCUUACCCAGCCUGCAUCUGGGUAGUCAUUUAUCGUAGAGGCUCCCGUGGUAAAUGUGGCUGACUCGGUUAACUUUUUUGGACACACGUUGAAAAAAAAAAAAACAUAGGCUACCUUUCCCUAAACACACAAACAUUUGCAAAGGCACACUAAUCAUGUAUGAAUUUAGCACUUGAGCACAACUCUAGUAUCCAUUUACACAGACAUAUUUCAGUAGCUAUGUUUAAUCAAAUUAAUUUGAGAACACUAAAGAAGAAAAAAUGAUGAAUGAAAUCUGCGGUAAGCUUCAAAGAAGUAGUCAACUGACCAAAUAAUUUAAUAAUAAUAGUUUAUUUGAUCUAAUAAUGACGGUUGCAGUCAACAGCAGAUGCUGCUGUAAAAUGUUUUGAUAAUUUACAGUUUAUGUGAAAUAAAACUCCAGGUGUUAUUAUUCUUUCAAAUGACCAUAUUAAAUAUUUCUAUUUACAGUGUCAAAAUAAGAAAUUCUAUUCCCAAUUUCUAAUACUAGAUACCCUUUGUUUAAAUAUAGAAUAAGUAUCCUAUCAAGAAAAACUCAGCUCUUAUCCCAACAAACUUUUUUUAUUUGUUUUUUAGACUUUUCAUUUCGUACAUGUUCAGAGAGCUUGAGGCAUGUUUUGUUCAAAUUGUGCCACCAAUCCAAAGUUGCUGUGCCCCAAGGUGUCACUCUGCAAGUUCUUCUGUUUGGUUGAUGUUGUGUUCUUACUGUUUUUGGCACGCUGGGUGUGCUAGAAUGGUACUGAAUGAUGCCUGUUUGUAUGCAGGAAAAGCACAUGCAAAUGUUAUUAUUGUGUUGAACGAUCUGAGUGCUUCAGAAGAAAUGAAAAACUGUGCAAGGAAUGAAUGCAAAUUAUUUAAUCAUCUUGAACCAUGAGGUUAUUGUAGAUUUUUUUGUAGAUUUUGCUUUUCUUUAGUUAGAUCAGUAGAAACAAGCAAACAAAAAACAAUGCAUCCUCUGUUCCUCCUCCUCCUUCCUUAACUGGACCCCGGAGAGUUGCAGGUUUGCUCCACUAGUUAGAUUUAAAUAAUUUGGUUUUGCUUUUAACCUGUUCUUCCCCUCACAUGGCCACAUGGAGCAUAAUGUAACAUAAGGCACUUACACAAGCAUCUGAUACUGCACACAUUCAAUGUAGAAGCAGUUCAAAGUGAAAAAGGUACAAUUAUUAUAAAGUUGUUAUUAAUAAUAAACUUUGCAGCUCUAAGAAUUAAGAACUGUUACAAAGUAGCAAGCUAGCUAAAGGCUGUGAAAGACAGAUUUAAGUAAUAGUUUAAACUUUGGGAAAUAUACAUAUGCUUUGUUGCGGAGAGUGAGAAGAUCUCAGUUGAGUUAACUUAACUCAGCAGACUAGAAACUGAGAAACAGCUGGUUUGGCUCUUUCCAAAAAGUAACAAAAUCCCCCUACCAGCCCCUCUAAAUCUCUUUCUAUAACUAUUAACACUUUAUAUCUUAUUUGUUUGAUUUGCAUUUGGUGAACAGGGAUCCAAAAAACUAAAUUUUUAACUGUGAUCAUUAGAGGUGCUAUUAGGCGGACUUCCUUUCACCUUCAGACAUGGCUAGCUGUCUUUAUACUAGUCUUUAUGCUACGCUAAGCUUAAUGUCUGCUGGCUGUAGCUUCAUAUUUACUGACAGACAUGAGAAGUGGUAUCGAUCUUGUAAUCUAACUCUCAGCAAGGAAGCAAAUAAGCGUAUUUCCCAAAAGUGUUGAACUCUUCCUUUAAUAUUUUAUUAAUAUGACUCCAACUCAAGCCAGUUGUUCUCAGUAUGAUCUCAUGGGCCUCGGUGUGUGAUGUUACAAGCACUAAAUCCUUCUAUUUGUGUUCCCAGACCAUAGCACGACGUUCGGUUGUUUUCUUCAUUGUUUUGAAUUAGUUCUUGUAUUUAAGUGCCUUAACCUUGGCCUUAGCUCUAUCAUAAAGCAUCACAGGCAUUGCAAAGUUUCUGUGAGUGUUGAUGGUCUGGUGUUUUUUGUACAUUACUCACCCUCUCUCCCAAUAAUAACCAUGCUCCUUGCAAUGUAUAACUCUGCACAUAAUAUAAUGUAUGCAAACACACACACACACAAGCUCAUGCACAGCAGCCUCCUCCACCCCAAUACACACAUACUUGAUGGACUUCCAUUUAUUAAUAGCCUAUAAUAAUAUUGUAUUUGUUUGAUAUUGUUGAAACUUGUGGUACACUGUAUUGGUUCAAUAGCUGGCUGAAGAACCUUACCUGCUGGAAUGAGAACUAUCAUUUACAUUAAAACAUUAGAUAGGAUUAAUUUAAGUCUUUGAAAAUUUACCAGUCUGUAUAUAUUUUUCUCUACAAUUUGCUAUCGAGUACAUUAGCUUGCAAAUGUGGCCAAUAUUAAGAAAAGAACUGAUAAUGCUACUGUGUAUUGAGAAGUACUCAUAAUUAAGUUCUCGUGUUUGUACCACAGCAAAAAAAAUGACUUUGGGCCGCAUCUCUAAUUUAGGCAAAUGUCUUCGGGCUCUAUUAAAAAAUGGCAAUGACUGAAUUUUUUUAUUGCAUUAUUCCCAGGCAGCAGGCAUCAAACUGACAAUCCUACUUUAGAGCCAGACAUUGAGACUUUGCGAGAAAGGAUAUUAAGACAUAUUGUAAGUUAAAAGGGGGAUCCAGGCAUUUAUAGAGUGUAUUCAUAGAGCACAAGUCUGCCCCAAAGCAUGCAAGGUUGAGACAAGUGGAAAAAUGUAGAACAUGAAAAACAUACCUGGGAGUAAGAUUUUGUUACGUUCAUUGUUUUUUUGUUAACUUUUGUGUACUGUACUGUACAUUGCCAAUGUUCAUGUGUAAUGCACUUUUUUUUACAUUUUGUUAAGAUGAUGUCCAGUCUAAUGUUUAUCAUGGAAAUAAACCA
Molecule: messenger RNA, 7146 nt
Organism: Morone saxatilis (striped sea-bass)
Lineage: Eukaryota; Metazoa; Chordata; Actinopteri; Moronidae
Gene: ssh1b
Product: slingshot protein phosphatase 1b
Exons: 15
Coding region: 300-2924 (874 amino acids)
Biological process (GO): protein dephosphorylation; negative regulation of actin filament polymerization; actin cytoskeleton organization
Cellular component (GO): cytoplasm
Molecular function (GO): protein tyrosine/serine/threonine phosphatase activity; actin binding
Source: RefSeq, a predicted model, not a curated record